GUCAGCCUGCUGGAGACCGUCUUCAUCACCUACCUGCUGCACCUGGCCACCACCCAGCCCCCACCCAUGCCUCGCUGGCUCCACUCUCUGCUCCUCUACUGUGCCCGCCCAUUCAAGUGCUGCCCCACUGGGCCCCAGGAGGGAAACAACAGCCUGGGCCCCACUCCCACCCUGCCUGGGGUGAAGGAGCCUGUGGAGUUGGUGGGGAAGGUGCCAGGUCCCAGGGAGGCAGAGGUAAACGGGUGUCCCGGGUCAACAUGGGCCCAGCAGGAAGCUGAGGCUCAGAAGCAGCACUUGGUCAGCCUGUGGGUGCAGUUCAGCCACGUGAUGGACACCCUGCUCUUCCGCCUCUACCUGCUCUUCAUGGCCAUCUCCAUCACCACGGUCAUCGUCCUCUGGAACACCUAG
Condylura cristata (star-nosed mole) is the source of this 408-nucleotide messenger RNA. Its product is annotated as 5-hydroxytryptamine receptor 3E-like. Gene Ontology annotation, cellular component: membrane. The record is from RefSeq and is a predicted model, not a curated record. Lineage: Eukaryota; Metazoa; Chordata; Mammalia; Eulipotyphla; Talpidae. The transcript is spliced from 2 exons. The annotation marks the transcript as partial. Gene Ontology annotation, biological process: monoatomic ion transport.